This is a messenger RNA of Gopherus evgoodei (Goodes thornscrub tortoise), 9414 nucleotides long. RefSeq lists its product as uncharacterized. Lineage: Eukaryota; Metazoa; Chordata; Testudines; Testudinidae. The record is from RefSeq and is a predicted model, not a curated record. The coding region runs from base 621 to 2039 and encodes 472 amino acids. The transcript has 3 exons.
CGCCUAUGAAGGACUUGAGUGCCCAAAAGGGCAGUGCUGCCCUGGGACAGACCCCGGUACCAGUGGCUCCGGUGCCUGAAGGCCUGUCGAGCCCCGGGGUAAGCGCCUUGAGUGAGGAGGAGAGCUGGAGGAGAUCCCAGAACAACCUUCCAUGCCGGACACGUUUGAGGUGGCAAAGGACCUCAUUGAAUUGUCUGUGGCGAGCCCCCUCCUGGCCAAGGAGAAGCCUCUGGCACUGAGACUGCCAUCCAGAGGCAAACCAGCAGUGGUGCACCCAUUGAGGUCACCAUCCCGGCACUGCUCUCGAUGUCGGUCCCAGUCGAGCUCCGCCUCAGUAGACUCCUGGCUGCCCCUGACUCAGGAGGCCGCGAAGGUGUCUGGUCCCAGCCAGCACUCGGCACCGGCCCCAGCGUUCCCCGGCUCCUUCUCCAAGCAGAUAAAGGAACAUUUGAAGGCCGAGCCCGACCGCUGGCCCUCAUUUCCGGUCUCCAGUGUACCGGUACCGAUCCUGGUCCCAAUCGGCAAGGCGCCACUCCUGAUCCCGGUCAAUACGAGACCACUCCCCAGUCCCUGACUUGCACCAUUCCUCAGCACCGCCACAGCCCUCGAGGUCUCUGUCCAUGGAAUCCGAGGUGGACUUGGGCCACUGUAGCUAUGUUCUCAGGACACCAGCCAGCAGAGAGCACCAAGCCUCGUGGUACCCACAGUGGGGCCCGCCAGGACAGUGGCCCUUCUGGACACCAUGGGCCUACCACCAGCAACAAGGGCCCCCCUCCAGAACCUCGAGGUCCAGCUUCUCAGGGCAUCGGUCCCGCUCCCCACAUGGGCGCCCUUCCUCUCACAAGGAGGCCACAGUUUCCAGACUGCCAGAUGCAUCGGAGCACGAAAGGGCUGGGAUGGCACCGAGCCCAGUGCCGUCUCAAGUACGCUCGGUUGGGCAGACCCCAGAGGAGCCCCUAGCCUGUGAGGAGUCACAGGAAGGACUGGAGGAUGAAGCGCAAAAGGUCUUAACUUCUUUGUCCUCACCAGAUGAAGCCGUGGUGGGUACAGCGGUUUCAGGGCCUCCCCCGAUUGAUCACAGGGCAUACCAAGAGCUGUUCCGCGGGGUAGCCCAAAAUUUGGACUUGCAGAUGGAGGAGACAGUAGAGCAGGAGGAUCUCAUGGUGGACAUCCUAAGCCCUGAAGGGCCCUCCAGAAUCGCACUCCCGCUCAUAAAAACAAUACAAUCUAAUUAUAAGACAAUAUGGCAAACGCCAGCCUCCAGUGCACCAACAGCAGAGGGCAUAGAGAGGAAGUACUUUGCUCCUUCCAAGGGGUUUGACUUCCUCUUCUGUCACCCGUCACCCUGUUCGUUGGUUGUAUCUGCUGUCAAUGAAUGGGAAUGGCAUGGACAACAAGCCCCGGCCCCUAAGGCCAAAGAGACGAAGCAGUUGGACUUGUUUGAUAGAAAGAUCUAUUCAUCUGGGGGCCUCCAACUGAGGAUCAUAAAUCAGCAAGCGAUCCUAAACAGACACAAUUUUAAUUCAUGGGCUGCAGUCUCUAAGUUUAAGGACUCCUUGCCUCAGGGCUCACAGCGUGAGUUCAUGGCCAUCGUGGACAAAGGGAAGGCAGUAGCCAAAACUUCCCUGCAGACCUCGCUUGAUUUAGUGGAUGCGACUGCUAGGACAAUAGCAUCGGGAGUGGUGAUGAGACGCUCCGUGUGGCUGAAGGCUUCAGGCUUUCCAUCAGAGAUCCAAAUCACCCUCCAAGACCUCCUAUUUGAAGGGUCCGGCUUGUUCUCAGACCAAAUGGACGCCAAGCUGUAUAGCCUUAAAGACUCCCGGGCAACCCUCAAGUCGUUGGGGAUGCACACCCUGGCAACACAGAGAGAGCUUUUUAAACCCCAGUCACCAAAACAAAGACAGUACAGUCGUUGCCCCAGGCAGGAACCUUACCGCAGAAAGGGCAGUGAGAAUAGGCGUAGGCGAAACAACACACCUAGCCGAGGCCAGGGCCAGGGGCAGGGCAAGCCACAACCCGGCAACAAGCAGGAAUUUUGAAGGUGUGCCUGAGGACAGUGCACCAAGCCUCUCACCAGAUCCUCCCCUCUGUUUCAUGAACAGUUUGUCCCAUUUCUACUGUGCCUGGUCUAAUAUAACAUCGGACCAUUGGGUCCUGUGCACGGUGAAGGUGGGAUACACGCUUCAGUUCUCCUCAUCCCCUCCCUUCCAACCCCCAUCCCCAUCCCUCUUCAGGGACCCCUCUCAUGAGCAGCUCCUGAUGCAGGAGGUUCAGGCCCUUCUCAGGGCAGGGGCGGUGGAGGAGGUCCCUCCAGACCUAAGACAGAAAGGGUUCUACUCCAGGUACUUCCUUAUGCCCAAAGCAAAAGGGGGUCUUCGACCCAUUCUGGGCCUACGCAGACUCAACAAAUUCCUAGUCAAGGCCCGCUUCCGCAUGGUCUCCCUUAGUUCUGUUAUCCCAUCCCUGGAUCCGGGGGAUCAGUACACUGCCCUCGAUAUGAAAGAUGCGUACUUUCAUGUCGCCAUUCAUUCUGCUCACUGAUGGUUCCUGCAGUUCACCAUAAACCAGCACCAUUACGAGUUUACGGUCCUACUCUUCGGCCUGGCGACGGCCCCACGAGUGUUCAUGAAAUGCAUGGCAGUGGUGGCAGCCUUUCUUCGAAAAAGGAAAAUGUGGGUGUAUCUGUACUUGGACGAUUGGCUCCUUGCAGGCUGGUCCAAGGACGAGGUUCAUUCCCACGUGACGAUGGCACUAGACUUGUUCAACAAGCUAGGUCUCCUAGUCAAUCUGCCCAAGCCCUCGUUGAUACCUACGCGAAGACUGGACUUCAUAGGGGCAGUCCUGGACUCGGUAGAGGUGUGAGCAAGCCUACCGGUUUCCAGGUUCCUAGCCAUCCAGUGAACCGUAAUCUGUAUGCAACGGUUCCCCACAACUACAGUCAGAUGCUGCAUGCAGCUUCUGGGGCACAUGGCAGAGUGCACCCAUGUAGUCAAACAUGCCCGACUGAGACUCAGACCGAUGCAACUGUGGCUAGCCCAAACGUAUCGUCCCGUCAGAGACCCCUUGGACCUUUCGUGACAAUCCUGGCUUGAGUCUCAGACUCCCUCCGCGGGUGGCUCAAUCGGCAGGUAGUUUGCGAAGAGGUCCCCUUCGCUACACCACAACCCACCUUGACUCUGGUAACAAACGCAUCAGCCCUAGGAUGGGGAGCACACUUGGGGGACAUGCAAACACAGGGGUUGUAGUCCAGGGAGGAAAUGUCGCUCCACAUCAACGUAAAGUAGCUAAGGGCGGUUCGCCUCGCCUGCCAGACCUUUCAUGCUACCAUAGAAGGCCACAGUGUGACAGUUCCGACAGACAACACUACCACCAUGUUCUACAUAAACAAGCAGGGUGGUGCCUGUUCCUUUCCCCCUGCCAUGAAGCGCUUCUCCUGUGGGAAUUUUGUAUAGUUCACUCAGUCCAACUAGUGGCUUCAUACGUUCCGGGGGUACAAAAGAAGCUGGCGGACCACCUCAGCAGAUUGUAUCAAGUGCAUUAAUGGAUGUUAAGAACAGACAUCUUGAGAUCAAUCUUCUAGAGGUGGGAAUUUCCCCAAAUAGAUCUCUUUGCCACCAAGGACAACAGCUAAUGCCCUCAGUUUUGUUCCUUACAGAACCACAGCCCAGUCUCGGUGGCAGAUGCCUUUGCAAUUCCGGGGGACGGGAGUCUGAAGUAUGCCUUCCCACCACUCCCACUCAUCCACAGAGUCCUGCUCAAGGUCCACAGGGACAAAGCGGUGAUGAUUCUCAUUGCAGAGGCUUGGCCACGCCAGCAUUGGUUUACGACCCUGCUGGAACUGUCAGUGACUGCCCCGAUUGCCCUGCCCCUGCACCGAGAUCUCAUCACGCAGGACAGAGGUCACCUGCUCCACCUGAACCUACAGUCUCUACAUCUCACGGCGUGGAAUAUCUGUGGCUAAACGCUAUGGAGAGGAGGUGCUCCUGCCAGGUCCAACAAAUUCUUCUCAGUAGCAGAAAACUUUCCACAAGGGCGGCAUACCUCCCCAAAUGGAAGAGGUUCUCCUACUGGUGCAAACCUAAGCUCAUACAGCCUCUUCAGGCCUCCAUCCCAUCCAUACUAGAAUACCUACUGCACCUCAAACAUGAGGGUUUUGCCUCCUCCUCAAUCAGAAUACAUCUGCCUGCUAUAUCAGCAUUCCAUCCUGGGGAGUCUGGGCAUUCCAUAUUUUCCAACCCCACGGUAGUCCAAUUUCUCAAGGGGCUGGGGAGGGUGUUUUCCUACUUGUGCCCACCGGUUCCCCCAUGGAACCUUAACCUGGGCUUAACUAAGCUCACGGGACCAUCUUUUGAACCCCUAGCCUCUUGCUCUCUCACGCACCUCUCAUGGAAGGUGACGUUUUUGGUGGCCAUUACGUCAGACUAGGGUGUCAGAGCUGAGGGCCCUCAGUUUGGAACCCCCAUAUACAUUUUUUUUUUUUAAGGACAGGGUGCAGCUGAGACCACACCCUAAAUUCCUCCCUAAAGUGGUCUCACAAUUUCACAUGGGUCAGGUCAUUUGUUUACCAGUGUUCUUUUCCAAGCCACACACGGACCCAAGUCGCUGCAUCUUGUAUACCCUAGGUGUCCGUAGGGCCCUGGCGUUCUAACUGGAACGAACCGGGCCUUUCCACAAGUCAACACAGUUGUUUGUUGCCAUUGCAGAGAGAAUGAAGGGCCUCCCUAUCCUGGCGCAACGGAUUCCAUUGUGGUUCGUGGAUUGCAUCCACACACACUAUGAGCUUGCCGAAGUGCCAGCCCCGACGAUCAUGGCUCACUCGACUAGGGCUCAUGCGUCCUCGACAACUUUCCUGACGCAGGUUCUGCUCCAGGAGAUCUGUAAAGCAGCCACCUGAUUGUUGGUGCACAUAUUCACAGCUGACUACGCAGUCCAUCAUCAGGCCAGAGAGGAUGCGGCAGUCAGCAGGGCUGUGCUUCAUUCAGUUGUUUCUUGACUCCUACCCUCCUCCUAUGAUUUGUCCAGGUACAUUGAUUUUUUUUCACCUUCCACCAUCAGCUGCUGGCCACUGGAGAAGAUGAGUCAGGAUUUCGUUUUUCCAGUGGGCUUGUAAUGCUGAGAGCCUAUUGAUGUCUUUGGAACUGCGUAUUACCUGAUCCUGUAUUACUGUGUUACUGAUGUGGUCAUGUGUUCCUGACCUCCACUGUACGCCAGUAGAGUAAUUCAGCUUUUUGCCUUUCUCUGACCAAGUUUGUGCAAGAUUACAUCCUGCAAUGUUAGCUGCACAGGUGUGUGAACAGUAUAUUACCCUUUCCUAUCAGCAGCUGGAGAGACAUACAAUUGAGGAAGUCAUUCUUAAGACUUCCUUCUUAAAAUAGAAAUCAUGUAUCUAUUGCAGCAGUUUCCCUCAUACUUCAGCCUUUUUGCGAUAUAUAUUGGAAAAAUGUUUCUCAUGAAGCCAUUAAUAAUACUUACUUCAUUUAUUCAAUACAUUUUACAAAGACUAAUUCUCAGAACACCCGUCUGUUGUAGGUGCUGACUGGCAUGUGAAUUUUUGUUGGAAGCUUGUCAACAAUUUAUUUUCUUAUAAAAAGCAGAUCUGUUUAUAUCACCAAAUCUGUUAAGAAAAAGGGGGAUAUUAAGCUAGAGAUAUAACCCCUCUUGAUGAGCAAUGGUAGGAAUAUCUUUAACAGCUCACUUUGAACAUUAGAUGUGAAAUCCACUUCAGUCAUUUGGAAGCUGGUUCUUUUCUGGUCUUGGAUGGGCAUCAAAGCAGUUCCUCUGUUUUAUCAAUAAAUGGUGAAUCAUGCUUUUCAUAGGCUUCCAUGGUGCCCUUCUAACUGUAAAGGAAGAAGGGGAAGUACUAUCAGAUUUCUCCAAAAUGUUUUCCUAAUGGUCUUCAGCUAGAUGGAAGGUUGCUUUUCUCUGAGGCAAACUAAGCCUUCUCUCUAUACAACAAUUUGCUCUCUACAAUCUAUGAAACUUGUCUUAUCUCACUAAAGACCACAAAUUAUUCUUCAAUUUAUAUAGACUUCUGUUUAAUAAAAAAUAUUUGAGCCAAAUUCUGUUUUCUGUGUGUGGAAAUAGAAGACGUUUGACAAAUAUGUAUGUUAAUAUGCAGUCCAUUCAGAUUGCAUGUAAACGUCCAUAUUCUCAUGCCAAGAGAAUGCAUCAUCUUAAUUCACAUUUGCUAUAGGUGGGAUAUAGAAAAGUGCUGAAAUGACUUAAAGGCACAAGAAUUCAUCCUGCAGAGCUUCUAAGUUCUGUGCGACAGUACUAUAUAAAAACUGGGAAAGUAUUGUUUCCAUUACAGCAUCCUGUUUUUAACAUGGGAAGAAUGUCCUUUCAAAGCAUUUUGAAGUCUCCUUCCUCUGAGGUUGCGCAACUUUUUUUUUUUAGGCUCAGAUAAGGCAGUGUUUUCUCAUUUGAAUGCUAGAGGGCACUAUGGGUACACAAGAAAAACUGCCAAAAAUUGGAAGUAAUGUACUGCCAUUUCAAGCUUUUCCUGCUCAUACAAAUAUUUGCAAUUCUUGCAGAAGAUAGUAUCCAUCGCUACCAGGGCAACAGAAAUUCUAUUUUUGUGACUGGACACUGGUUACACCUGCUUGUAUUUAAACACCAAUGAUGAAAUGUGGCCCUACACAUUUAAAUCUGGAUAAGAUUGAGAAGCAUUCCCAUCUUGCAGGAUGCCUAUUCUACCCUCCCCCCUUCCUACUCCCUGCCCUCUUCCUUUUUAUAAAUGAAUUUAUUGUAUUUUUCUGAAGAGACCAUGAUGAAAACUGCAGUAAGUUAAUAGGUUAGGCAAUUGUCUCCAGUUAGUCAAGGCUUUUUGUAAAGUAAUUAUUUAGUCUGCUGUAAGCCAGCCCUGGAAUUAGGUACAUAUGCAGUGAGUGCAGAACUAAAAGUCACAUCCCAACCAGAAGUACAAUCUGUCUGUAUGUGCAGUUUUGUUGUAGCCAUGUUGGUCUCAGGAUAUUAGAGAAUCAAAGUGGAUGAGGUAAUAUCUUUAAUUGGACCAACUUCUGUUGGUGAGAGAGACAAGCUUUUGAGUUUACACAGAGCUCUUCAUCAGCUCUGGGGAAUGUGCUCUGAACCACAGCUAAUAUAAGGUGGAACAGAUUGUUCAGCGUAAGUAGUUAACGCACAUUUCAAGGGAUCAUUCCAGGUGAAGUGGCCAGUUAACAUCUCUCCAGUCAGAGGGGAGAAAGGAGAUAAAGGAUGCGAGGAAGGCUGGGAAGGGAGAUUAUAGAUUGUAAUAAACCAUAAAUCCAGCAUUUUUAUUCAGUCUAUGAUUUUUAAUGGCUAGCAAAGUUAUGAAUUUAGGCUCCCUGGCUCAUCUUUUGAAGGUGUGCAGGUUUAUUUUGAGGAUGAGCACUGAGAGGUCACAUAUACGGUGAUUGCUUUGUGAAAAGUGUUUUUAUAAACCACACAGAAGAAACAAGAAGCCAGGCUACUAAUAUAGGUAUGAGGGAAAUUUCCAUCAACGUGAUCUCAGUUUUGUGGCAGACUGAUAUUUCUAAUGCUUUGGUUUAUUCUCUAGCUCCACCUGGUUUCAGGAACCCUACAUGCUGGGACUGGUACAAAGCAAUUUACAGGAACCAAAUUUUCAGGUAUAAAAUACCCAUUUUUUGAGUAGAUGCAGCCUUGAAUUCCACUUAGGGGUGUGCGUGCCCAGUGCACCAGAGCUGGAGGAGUUUGCUUAGCAGUACCUUUAAGAGGUAGUGCUUAUGCAUCAUGCUCAUAUACCCUCCUCUGGCUAUAUGAGGUGGUGCCACCUUGACCUCCCCUCAGUUCCUUACCCACUCAUGCCUGGAGUUGGAGCUCUCUAUAGUUCCUAACCUCCCAAUCUCUAUUCCUUAGUGCCUUUUUUUGAACUGUAUAUAGUUCAUUAGUAUAGUAUUAGUUAAAUUUAGUCUAAGUAUUUCCCUGGUGAUGCCUCCACCAGGGUUUAAAUAUUGUCUGUCAUGUAGAGGAGUGAUCCCCAAUAACAAUCCCCACAUCAAGAGCAGUGUUGGAUUUGCAAAUUGUUCAUGAAAUGGAUUCAGGUAGUGAGGAAUCUUCCAUCUAAAGUAGCACCUUCUUGAACAGGCCAUGCUGUCUGUUUUGGCACCUGCAUAGGACUGGAGGUCACCCUCAAGUUCUGGGAGUGCUGCUGUUUUGUGCUCUGGAUCCAGCAACUCUCCGAAGAGAUGGAGUCAUUCCCUGUUGCGUGUGUCAAGGAAAAAGUUUCAUAAGACCAACUGAGGCCACCCAGAUUGUGUGGGGACUUGUCUGCCUCCUCCAGAAGGAGUGUAGAAUGGAACAAUGUGAAUGCUGACACACAGGCUGGAGCAGGUCCUGUUAACCACUGCCCCAGUACUGGGGGGAUGGGAGGGGGCAAGACCUCGUUUUGUCGAUUCUGGUUAUGGCCCUGGGGUGUCCGUCGAGUCCAGUACCAAUGAGGGUGAUGCCAGCACUGGCUAUUUCUGUGCCAGUAGUGUAUCAGGAGGCAAUGGACCUGCUUUUCUGUCCUGACCCCUCCCUGGGUCCAGGACUUUUCCAGGGCAGUGUCGUUUGUAGUGCCAUUGUCUCGAUGGACUGCUGAACCAGUGGGUCUGUCGGCACUGCACACUAGUGUUUCCUUUCCAGUCAGUCAAAGUGGUGCCGAUGCCAGGCCCAAGGGACCACCUUAGCACUGGGAACUUCCUAGCACCCUGCUCUUUGUGCUGCUGAUGUUACUGUGACAGCACUCACCUGUCUCCAUUUUGACAUCAACAGUCACGUCAGUACCACUGCUGAUUUCGGAGUCAACUGUUUCUGGCAGCAAAAACAAUGGACGUGUUCUUGGUGCUGGCAGUACCGGUUCCACCAUCAGUGCCAGUUCUCUCCAUUCUAGGCUAUGGAUGAGGCAGAACAGUUGCUCAUAGCCUCAAAGCUGGCUCCAUCUUUUAUCCCCUGAAGCAUGGGGCUCCUUGUGUCCAGGUUAGAAUCUUCCUCCUCCUGCUCUCUCAUCACCUGACUCGCAUUGAGGGCUAUUCCUGGAGCUCUGUGAGUACCAGCACUGGCAGUCAUCUAGCAUUCCGGGCAAGGGUCCCUGGCCCAGUGCCUAAUGGCCACUAAUGCCCUAUCCAUUCUAGUGAUUUCCGUGGCAUCUAGGGGACGCUCUUCGGUCAUGGAAGUCCCACUCCUCAGCUUGCUCUUAGGCGGGAUCUCAGAGUAGAUCUGUGGCAGUGUCUGUCAAUUUGCUGCAGGCCCAAGAACUGGUGAACCUUCCCUUGUAGAAUCUUCAGAGUCUUCCUGUCCUGAUCUGUCAGUCCUGGACCAGGAUCCAGCUCUGGCACAGUUACCGCUUUGUCUUCAUCCCUAGAAAAUUCUUCAAUGCCUGGCUAUUCCUCUCCUUCAGUACAGGAGGAUUUCAAGGCAUAUGAAGACCAUUUG